Messenger RNA from Paramisgurnus dabryanus, 2001 nucleotides. It is a transcript of the gene mcoln3b, whose product is annotated as mucolipin TRP cation channel 3b. Gene Ontology annotation, cellular component: lysosomal membrane; plasma membrane. Lineage: Eukaryota; Metazoa; Chordata; Actinopteri; Cypriniformes; Cobitidae. Gene Ontology annotation, molecular function: NAADP-sensitive calcium-release channel activity. The record is from RefSeq and is a predicted model, not a curated record.
UUGACAGGCCGUUCAGGCAAUCCGCCCGUUCCAUAGCUGUAGCCCCGCCUUCUAUUCGGCGUCCUCACAAGCUCGUGUGAUGAUGUACAUUUUAGUUUGUAAAGUUUAGAUUGAGUGUUUGUUCUCUAUUACUGUAAAAAUAACCUGCAGUGUUUUACUGACUGAGGAUGAGUGAAUGAACUUUACAUGACAUUCUGCUGAGAUGGACGACUCCACUGAGGCCUAUUUGUGUGUCAGUGACCCCAAUGGGAACAGCGCCACCCACUGGUCGGACACACACUCUCAUCUGGAGCACGAGGCCGUGGAGAAGUUUAGGAGGAAACUCAAAUAUUUCUUCAUGAAUCCAUGUGAUAAGUACAAGGCUCGCGGGACAAAACCCUGGAAACUGAUGCUGCAAAUCGUGAAAAUCGCUAUCGUCACUGCGCAGUUGGUGUGGUUUGGUCUCAGUAAUCAGAUGGUGGUUCGGUUUAAAGAGGAGAAUCUGUUGACCUUCAGACAUCUGUUCCUCAUGAACUUCACUGAUGCCAGCAGAGACUCUUACGCUCUUUACACACAACAUGACGUCUACACACACAUCUCACACACUGUACAACAGUUUCUUAUUUUGCCAAAUGUAACUGUGGGGAAUCAUGAAUACCAGCGAGAAGGUGACGUUUACACCCCUUUAACCAUCUGUCAGCGGUUUUACAGUAAUGGAAGCGUUUCACCAGCCAAUGAGAGCUUUGACAUCAACACUCGAGUGAAUGAAGAAUGUUUACAGAUUUACCCGAUGGUUUCCUCCUCAAAUCCCACAGCAUAUCCACUGAAUUUAACCCUGCACUUUGAAAGGCUGUUGGCGGUGAAUGUGAAGUUCACUUUGAAAGCCAUUAACCUGCAGACGGUUCAACAUCAUGAGCUUCCAGACUGUUACAUCUUUAACAUCACGAUCAACUUCGACAACAGACCUCAAAGCGGGAGGAUGAAGAUUUAUCUGGAUAACAAUGUGGACGUCAGUAAAUGUAGAGACUGGACUGUGAUUGGUGCAUCACAGAGCAACAUUUAUAUGAUGGUUGUGUUUGAUGUGAUGAUCAUUUUAACCCUUGCCGUGUCUCUGGGUCUCUGCAUUCGCUCGGUGAAAGCCGGCGUCCUCCUGCAGUUUGAAUAUGCCGAGUUUUUCUCCAGUGGUAACAACAAAUGCAUGUCUCUGUCUGACCGUAUGGAGUUCAUAAACGGCUGGUAUAUUCUCAUCAUCAUUAGUGAUGUUCUGACCAUCAUAGGAUCUGUGCUGAAAAUCAUUAUACAGCUGAAGGCUGUAGAGAGUUAUGAUCUGUGCAGUAUUCUCUUGGGUUCUGGAACAAUGUUCGUCUGGAUCGGAGUUUUACGCUACAUGGGAUACCACAAAAAAUACAACAUUCUCAUCAUCACUUUGAGAGCAGCUUUACCAAACGUCAUCCGGUUCACCUGCUGUGCUGCUAUGAUUUAUUUGGGCUAUUGUUUCUGUGGAUGGAUUGUGCUCGGGCCCUAUCACACUAAAUUUCGGACACUGAACAUGGUCUCUGAGUGUUUGUUUUCUCUUAUCAAUGGAGAUGACAUGUUCAACACAUUUAAGAUCAUGGAGCAGAAGAGUUGUGUGGUGUGGCUCUUCAGUCGCAUCUAUCUCUACACGUUUGUGUCGCUCUUUAUCUACAUGGUGCUCAGUCUGUUCAUCACUCUCAUCACAGACACCUAUGACAUCGUCAAGCAUCAGCAGAUGGAGAAAGAGUCGAUCUCAGAUGUUCAGAUGUUUAUCAUGCAGUGUAAAGAUCCUCUUCAGUGUGGAUGAGAACACCGACAGAAAUCAUCUCUGCUAUAGAUUAAGGUCGCAUGAAUCUAGUGAGAAAGUCAGCUGUUAGAUCACUGAAGAACAUUGGGUUCAUAUCAGAAGUCUGAAGAUUUAAUCAGGAUAUGCAUAUGAACUUUAUCUAUAGACUGUCUAUGACGAGAAUAUAUAUAUAUAUUAAUUUAAAUAUAAUUAAUUCACAG